CCGAAACUGGGAAGGCAGCAACAGGCCGUGCUGGAGGGAAGAGGGAUGGAUGCUCUUUCAUUCCCUCCAUCCUGAGCAGGGGCAAAAAGUCCAGCUCCUGGAUUCCAGUCCCUGCCCCCCCCCCCCCGCCUUGUACUUGCUGCCCUGCGUAGGUCAACCUUUCCUUUUUUAACUUUCUUUCCUGUGUGGGAGGCAGCUCGUGCCAGGAAGAGGUGGCCACUCACAGUCGCUGGCGGAGGAUUCUUUCGGAGACUCACUCUCUGAGCAAGGAUGAAGAGGUGCACCGUUCUCUGGCUGUGGAUGCAGUUGGACUGGGGUGCAUCGCUCAGUCCCAGCGACCCCAAUGUCUGCAGCUACUGGGAAAGUUUCACAACACCCUCCAAGGAGUCCUAUGUGCAGCCAUUUGCCCAGGUCUUCAAGGAACCCUGCAGCAAGAUGUGGCCAUUCGCCAAGACCUGCACUCAGCAUAGAGUCCUGUACAAGGCAGCCUACCGCCAAAGUGUGAAGGUCGACUACAGAAGGAGGCACCGCUGCUGCCGAGGCUAUUACGAGAGCGCUGACAUCUGUGUCCCUCGCUGUACCCAGGAGUGCGUGCACGGCCGCUGUGUGGCUCCUGACCAUUGUCAGUGUGAGCAAGGCUGGAGGGGCGCCGACUGCUCCAGCGAGUGCAGCCACCAGUUCUGGGGGCCCGAUUGCAAGAACUCCUGCUCCUGCGUGAAUGGAGGCACUUGUGACCCCGUGACUGGCGCUUGCACUUGCCUGCCAGGCUACGGGGGCCCUCUCUGCCAAGAGCCUUGUGCCCCGGGGCUGUACGGACCAGGGUGUGCUCUGGGCUGCCACUGUGAGAAUGCUGCCUCCUGCGACAGGGCUACGGGGGCCUGCCUGUGCCCCCUGGGAUUCACCGGACCACACUGUGAAAUCCCCUGCCUGAAUGGCACCCGUGGGUCUCAGUGCCAAGCUGACUGCCUUUGCCAGAAUGGGGGCAUCUGCCACCCCCCAAACACCAGCAACUGCGCCUGCCCUCCUGGAUGGAUGGGCGCCAUCUGCUCCGUCCCCUGCCCUGAAGAGCGCUUUGGCUCCAGCUGCCAAGGGGAAUGCCGGUGCCACAACGGAGGCCAGUGUGACCCUGUCAGCGGGCAGUGCCAGUGUGCGCCGGGCUAUGUUGGAGAGCGGUGCCGCGAGGAAUGUCCCAUUGGCCAAUAUGGGCAGGACUGCAGCCAGGCCUGUGACUGUGCCAACGGAGGCCGCUGUUUCCACAUUCACGGGGCCUGCCUGUGUGAGGCUGGUUACUUCGGCAGCCGCUGCGAGGAGCGCAAGUGCUUGGCAGGCCUCUAUGGUCUGGCCUGCAAUUGGCCAUGCCUCUGCGACCCUCAGCACACCGACAGCUGCCACCCGCUGACUGGCGAAUGCACCUGCAAGCCAGGCUGGGCCGGCCUGUCCUGCAAUGAGACCUGCCCCCCCGGAUACCACGGAGCCAGCUGCCGGGAUCCCUGCCUGUGUCUGAACGGGGGGACGUGUGUCAGUGAGACUGGGCGCUGCGUUUGUGCAGCAGGCUACAUGGAUCCGCACUGCUCCAGCGCCUGCCCGGCUGACACCUACGGGGUGAACUGCUCCCUGCGCUGCACCUGCCAGAACGCCUUCGCCUGCUCCCCUGUCGACGGGGCCUGCGUCUGCAAAGAAGGCUGGCAUGGAGUGAAUUGUUCCACCCCCUGCCCCAUGGGCACCUGGGGGGCUGGGUGCAAUGGGACCUGCCAGUGUGCCAACGGUGCUGCCUGCAGCCCUGUCAGUGGGGCGUGCUCUUGCCCCCCAGGCUGGCAUGGAAGCUGGUGUGAGGAGCAGUGCCCGAACGGAUUCUACGGCUUUGGCUGUAGCAAAAAAUGUACCUGCCAGAAUGCGGACGGCUGUGAUGCGGCGACAGGGCAGUGCCACUGCCUACCUGGCUGGACAGCCCCCCGUUGCAGCGAAGCGUGUGCCGUGGGCCUGUGGGGGCUGCAGUGCCGUCGGUCCUGCGCUUGCAAGAACGGUGCCCUCUGCUCACCCCAGGAUGGGAGCUGCGACUGCACCCCCGGCUUCCGGGGUCCCCACUGCCAGCGCCCCUGCCAGUCGGGGCGUUACGGCAAGAAGUGCGCUGUGCCUUGCAAAUGUGCCAACCACUCCAUCUGCCACCCCGUGGACGGCUCCUGUGACUGUGCUCCUGGCUGGACAGGCAGUGACUGCUCGAGACGCUGCCCGUUCGGGUUCUUCGGGGAGAACUGCACCCAUCCGUGCCAGUGCUGGAAUGAGGCUGCGUGCAAUCCUGAAACCGGGCGGUGCUUGUGUCCCUCGGCCUUCACCGGUGCCCACUGUGAAACCAGAACAGGAAGCCCCGACAACCCUUUCACGAUGGUUCCUGCACCCCCCACGGGCGGCAGCGGCAGCAGCCUGGGGGCAGUGAUUGGCAUCGUCAUUAUGGCUGCCCUGCUGGUGCUGGUCUUGGCGCUCUUUGUCUAUUACCGUCACUGGCAGAAGGGCAAGGAGAACCAGCACUUCUCAGUGGCCUACACCACAGGGCGGACAAACGCUUCUGAGUAUGCUGUACCAGACAUCCCUCCCAGCUACGCGCACUAUUACUCCAACCCCAGCUACCACACCCUGUCACCGUGCUCUCCAAGUCUUCCGGUGCCGAGCAUCCCGGAGCCGCCUGCUGCUGGUAAGUUGAGCCGCAGCCAGCCUUUCCCCACCCCCAAGAGCACGGAGCAGGACUGGCCGGGACUCUACGGAGCAGACUGCAACGCCACCCUCCCUGCAGACUGGAAGCACCAGGGCAGCGCUCCAGCACUGAGCCACGCAGGACUAGGAGGAAGCCAGAUUGAUCGCAGCUACAGCUACACCAACGGACUAGGAAAGCACCAGCACAGAGGCUGCAUCAAGGAAGAGUCCCUCUGCCGCAGCGACAGCUCCCUGAGCAGCGAGAACCCCUACGCCACCAUCAAGGACCUGCCCGUCCUGGCUGGCAAGCCGUCCGAGGGCAGCUACAUGGAGAUGAGGCAUCCGGCCAAGCGGGAGCGGGCCUACGCAGAGAGCAGCCUCUUCGAAGAACCAGCCCAGUGCCUGGAGGAGGAGGAAGGAGCAGACGGCUUGCUGGGGGCAGGAGGCCUUUCACGGGCAGCUCCCGAUAUCCCCCCCAAUCACUACGAUUCUCCGAAGAACAGCCACAUCCCCAGCCACUAUGACGUGCCACCAGUUCGCCACUAUUCCCCUUCGCCGCCACGCCGGAGACGAGACCGAUGAGGCCAGGCCCACCUGCCACGGCCCCGCGCUCCUCUCUUCCUGCUUCCGCCUCUGUCUGCCAUCCGCAGGGAAGGACUUGCAGUUCACCUGCGCACGGUCCAGAGACUCCGGCCGGCCUCGCCUGGUGUUAAGGGGCCAGACCAAGAGUCAAGCAGCGGCCGGAGCCAGAGUCCCUCCGCCCGGACUCACUCCCUGCACAGAGAUGCCCCUGCACCUUGAGGACACAAGAGGGACAGGACAGGUUGCAAAGCCAAGCAGCAGCUUCACAGCCCUUCUUCCUCUGGAUUAGGACGGCCGGGAGAAAUGGGAUGGGGUGGGCAGGCGCGGGGGGGGGGGAGGUCUGAAGCUGGCAACCACCUCAGUGACAUCUUGACAGGGCACUGCAGGUGUGUGGAGGCCGGGUGCCGGACCGUUUCUGCACUUCUGAAAGAGCUGCCAUCCUGAACAGGGUGCCAGGUGCCCUUUGGCCCCUCCCUCCCUUCCUGAGGGCACCCCUGGGGCAUCCCAGCCCAUCAUACAAGCAAGAGGGCGUGAAGAGCUCCCACCCGCCCGGGACAGAGAGGGGAUGGCUCUGAAACAAGGGCAGCCCCCCAGCCGAUAAAGGGCUGUCCGCCUGUCAGCUCUGAGCUGGCAGAGAGCCUCUGGGGUUUCGGGGAGGGAAGGGCCCCCACACCACCUCCCUGCCGGCCUCCUCUGCUCUGACGGAAGGGGUCGGGGUCGGGGACUGGGCCUCUGCGUCCGGAGCAGCUGCUGUGUGCUCCACAACCGAGCCCGGCUGGCCCCUGCCGGAUGUCCUUCUCCUGCUUCCGGGGCUGGCGUCCAUGGCAGGGCCCGAGGGCACUUCACGGCCCCAAACAGAACCGGGUCUUUCACUUGCUGAGGUCAGAGCCAAUGGCGAACACUAUUGAGAUUAAUUGUGGCAGUGCACGUCCCUACACACGAAGCCUCAGGUGUUACGUGCGAAAGUGAAGACGGCCACGGGUGGUUCUCAGCCUGUACCUCUUCUAAGGCUCACGAGUAUAAACAGAUGGAGAGAGACGA
Molecule: messenger RNA, 4311 nt
Organism: Sphaerodactylus townsendi
Lineage: Eukaryota; Metazoa; Chordata; Lepidosauria; Squamata; Sphaerodactylidae
Gene: PEAR1
Product: platelet endothelial aggregation receptor 1
Exons: 22
Coding region: 271-3270 (999 amino acids)
Cellular component (GO): membrane
Molecular function (GO): protein binding
Source: RefSeq, a predicted model, not a curated record